This is a messenger RNA of Lingula anatina, 2625 nucleotides long. RefSeq lists its product as uncharacterized. The record is from RefSeq and is a predicted model, not a curated record. NCBI's taxonomy places the organism in Eukaryota, Metazoa, Brachiopoda, Lingulata, Lingulida, Lingulidae.
AUGAACACAGCAAAACCAACGUCAAAUAACAAAACAUUAGAGACAACUGGCACAGCGCAAAGGGUGUCUUCUUCAGCAGCAACUGCUACAGAUGCAAAGAACAGCGCAUCACCAGAGACAACAACGUCGACCCUAGCGUCUACUACAGCAGCAGAGGCGACUACCACGGCACAAGAAACAACUACUUCUAGCGCAACGACUACUACAGUAGCAGAGACGACUAGCUCAUCACCAGAGACAACAACGUCUACUACAGCGUCUACUUCAGCAGCAGAGACGACUAGCUCAUCACCAGAGGCAACAGCGUCUACUUCUACAGAAGCGUCUGAGAAAGCAGCAGAGACAACUAGCACAGCACAAGAUACAACAACUUCUACCGCAACGACUACAACAGCAGCAGAGACGACUUCCACAGCACAAGAUACAACUUCUUCUACCGCAACGACUACUACAGCAGCAGAGACGACUAGCUCAUCACCAGAGACAACAACGUCUACUACAGCGUCUACUACAGCAGCAGAGACGACUAGCUCAUCACCAGAGACAACAACGUCUACAACAGCGUCUACUACAGCAGCAGAGACAACUAGUUCAUUACCAAAGGCAACAGCGUCUACUGCAGCGUCUACUACAGCAGCAGAGACGACUACCACAGCACAAGAUACAACAACUUCUACCGCAACGACUAAUACAGCAGCAGAGACGACUAGCUCAUCACCAGAAGAAACAGCGUCUACUUCUACAGAAGCGUCUGAGAAGGCAGCAGAGACGACUAGCACAGCACAAGAUACAACAACUUCUACCGCAACGACUACUACAGCAGCAGAGACGACUAGCUCAUCACCAGAGACAACAACGUCUACAACAGCGUCUACUACAGCAGCAGAGACAACUAGUUCAUUACCAAAGGCAACAGCGUCUACUGCAGCGUCUACUACAGCAGCAGAGACGACUACCACAGCACAAGAUACAACAACUUCAACCGCAACGACUACUACAGCAGCAGAGACGACUAGCUCAUCACCAGAAGAAACAGCGUCUACUUCUACAGAAGCGUCUGAGAUAGCAGCAGAGACGACUAGCACAGCACAAGAUACAACAACUUCUACCGCAACGACUACUACAGUAGUAGAGACGACUAGCUCAUCACCAGAAGAAACAGCGUCUACUUCUACAGAAGCGUCUGAGAAGGCAGCAGAGACGACUAGCACAGCACAAGAUACAACAACUUCUACAGCAACGACUACUACAGCAGCAGAGACGACUAGUUCAUUACCAGAGGCAACAGCGUCUACUGCAGCGUCUACUACAGCAGCAGAGACGACUACCACAGCACAAGAUACAACAACUUCUACAGCAACGACUACUACAGCAGCAGAGACGACUAGCUCAUUACCAGAGGCAACAACUUCUACUGCAGCGUCUACUACAGCAGCAGAGACGACUACCACAGCACAAGAUACAACAACUUCUACAGCAACGACUACUACAGCAGCAGAGACGACUAGCUCAUUACCAGAGGCAACAACUUCUACUGCAGCGUCUACUACAGCAGCAGAGACGACUACCACAGCACAAGAUACAACAACUUCUACAGCAACGACUACUACAGCAGCAGAGACGACUAGCUCAUUACCAGAGGCAACAACUUCUACUGCAGCGUCUACUACAGCAGCAGAGACGACUACCACAGCACAAGAUACAACAACUUCUACAGCAACGACUACUACAGCAGCAGAGACGACUAGCUCAUUACCAGAGGCAACAACUUCUACUGCAGCGUCUACUACAGCAGCAGAGACGACUACCACAGCACAAGAUACAACAACUUCUACAGCAACGACUACUACAGCAGCAGAGACGACUAGCUCAUUACCAGAGGCAACAGCAUCUACUGCAGCGUCUACUACAGCAGCAGAGACGACUACCACAGCACAAGAUACAAUUACUUCUACUGCAACGACUACUACAGUGGUAGAGACGACUAGCUCAUCACCAGAGACAACAACGUCUACUACAGCGUCUACUACAGCAGCAGAGACGACUACCACAGCACAAGAUACUUCUACCGCAACGACUACUACAGAAGCAGAGACGACUACCACAGCACAAGAGACAUCGACUUCUACAGCAUCGACUACUACAGUAACAGAGACGACUAGCUCAUCACCAGAGACAACUACUUCUACUGCAACGACUACUAUAGUAGUAGAAACGACUACCACAGCACAAGAUACAACUUCUACAGCAGCGUCUACUACAGCAGCAGAGACGACUAGCGCAUCACCAUCGACAACUGCUACUACCGCAGCGUCAACUACAGCAGCAGAGACGGCAUCCCCAGAGAGAACAACAAGUAUUUCUUCAGUACCGUCACUGCAGUCUACUGAAGCUAAACAGACCACUUAUACAGCACCGUCUAACACAGAGACAACGACCUCUACAAUGUCAGUAAUUGACAUUACUACCACACAAGCAAUGAGGAAUAGAACAACUACAAUUUCGGAGAUGACUAGUGUAGUAACAGAGCCAACGUCAAAAGUGACGAGUACUAAACCACCAGCUACAGUGACACCAACGCCAUUCCCGCCACCCAAACCGCCAGUUAUCAAAGGUAAACAGUAA